Paramuricea clavata is the source of this 2402-nucleotide messenger RNA. NCBI's taxonomy places the organism in Eukaryota, Metazoa, Cnidaria, Anthozoa, Malacalcyonacea, Plexauridae. The record is from the annotation of a GenBank genome assembly.
UACGGUGGCCCAUAAGUACAAACAUGCAUACAAAUUCAAAUACACAAAUACAAAACCAAAUACACGCAUACAAAAGUCAGUACACGCAUACAAAAGUCAAUACACGCAUACAAAACUCAAUACACGCACACAAAACUCAAUGCACGCAUACAAAACUCAAUACACGCAUACAAAACUCAAUACACGCAUACAAAAGUCAGUACACGCAUACAAAAGUCAAUACACGCAAACAAAAGUCAAUACACGCAUACAAAAGUCAAUACACGCAUACAAAACUCAAACGUUAGAAUAGAUGAAAAACUAGCAAUUUACAUCACGUUCCAUUAGUAACGAAUAAAAUGGUACAUGCCAAUGAAAGUAUAGCUGUAUAUUUCGUUCUAUCACUGCUUUUAUGAAUGGAGGAUAUUAUCAGAGACUAUUUUAAGAAAAACUACACGUAUAAAACCAUUUUACAGUUGUUAGAAAAAUACCAUGCAAUUGAAAUAUCGAGAAGCACUUUAUUGAACAAGCUUAAGGAGUAUGGCCUGCGACGACGAGGAAAUACGAUUGAUAGAGACCACGUGAGAAGAUGUAUUCUUGAAGAGCUAGAUGGAAGUGGUAGCAUGUUGGGCUACAGAGCCAUGUGGAGAAGAUUGCAAUCAAAACAUGGCUUGCAAAUUCCUCGUUCGGUAGUUCAAAUCAUACUUCGAGAAGUGGACCCAGAAGGAUCGAGAUUAAGGCGGGCUAAUCGUCUUCAUAGAAGAAGCUACCUAAAUCCCGGACCAAAUUAUUGUUGGCAUGCUGACGGAUACGAUAAACUUAAGCCAUAUGGUUUCCCAAUCCAUGGCUGUAUAGACGGGUUUAGUAGGAAGAUAAUGUGGCUUAACAUUGUACGGUCAAAUAACGAUCCUCAAGUGGUAGGUAGGCUUUUUUAUAACUGCGUAACUAAUUUGCAAUUAUGUCCAACAAUUCUAAGAACAGACUUGGGAACAGAAAAUGGAAUUAUGGCGUCGGCUCAGUGCUUUUUGCGCAGAAACCACACGGACACCCAUUGCAAUGUCAACGCACAUCGAUAUGGGUCAUCGCACAGCAAUCAGCGAAUCGAGGCAUGGUGGGCUAUGCUCCGUCGAUCAUGGUCCUCAUGGUGGAUAAAUUUUUUUAAAGACUUGAUAGCCAGAGGAGUGUUGGACACAAGCAAUACACUUCAUCUUGAGUGUCUUUGGUUCUGCUUUAGUCCAGUCCUAAAAAAGGGACUCGAAGAAAUUAAGGACUCGUGGAACUGUCACUAUGUACGCAAAUCCCGGUAUUAUACUCAAGCGGGAAUCCCUAAUCAGCUUUAUCUUCUACCAGAAACAGUUGGAGCAGAAGAUUUCAAGAAAGAGUAUGAUGGCCGCGAUCUCAUCGAGAUUGAGGAUUCCGUUAAUGUAUCAGCUGAAAAUUAUUCGACAUACCAAGAGUACUUUUCGUAUAGUGCUGGUGUGUUAGGAAUAGGACAGAUGCAAACCUGGAGGGAUGCUUUAGCGGCAUAUGAAAGACUACUGGAAGCAGCUUAAACACUGAUACAAACAAGCUCAACAUGUAAUGUAUUUACAACUAGGAUAACACAUAUGUAUCUUUUUAAACUAUACAUAUCUCUAAAGUAGUUAAAUUGUUUUCUACUACGUUAUAUGAUACUAUAAACAAUGUCAAAUACCAAUCCUAAUGGUCUGUAUAAAUAUUCGAAAAAAAGGUUUAAACAAUGUCAAAUGACCAUGCACUCUUCUCUCUGAGGAUAGAUGAGAACUCCUCGACCAGCUCAUUGUAGUAUUGGUAUGUACAAGGAAGCUCGAGCAAGGGUCCGCACGUGUGUGCUACAGGUCGUCGUUGUAGUCCGUUGAGCUCAGUAAAUGUCACUUUCAAUUUCUGACCUUCAACGAUAAUAUCGGCACCCGUAGUAAACUGAAGAAACGCGCUUACAUUGCCUCCUAAAGACUUGAUAUAGCGUACCAAGUGAUCAAAAGCAUUUCGCUGCGCCUCAUUUUCCGGAGAAGCAUCUAGGAUUUUCAAAACCUUUUUCGCAGUGGGUUUCAAUUCUUCGUAAAAGUGAAGAAUGCUUGCCAUAUCUUGAAAUGGAAGGCGACUCUUCAAUGAUUGCAAUAUCGUUGCCCAACAAUUGGAAACAUACCGGGGUCGUUGGAUAAGCUCUUGGUGGGCUAAUUGACAUAAUAUGUCUUCGAUGUUUUCCUCCUUAGGUAUGCGAUAGCACUUGUAGCUCCCCAAGACCUCCAACAGAUCUUCGUUUUUAUCAAUUUGUGAUCUAUUUUUCAAGCAGUUAUCAACUACUUCUCUCUCAUCUUCCGCUAUGUAAGCCAUGAAAGAUUUCACUAGCACUUCGCUGGAGACACGAUCUUCACCUAGAACAGUGCACGCAACAAAUGCUGCAG